Molecule: messenger RNA, 564 nt
Organism: Rhodotorula toruloides NP11
Lineage: Eukaryota; Fungi; Basidiomycota; Microbotryomycetes; Sporidiobolales; Sporidiobolaceae
Product: transcription coactivator
Exons: 3
Coding region: 1-564 (187 amino acids)
Biological process (GO): positive regulation of transcription initiation by RNA polymerase II
Molecular function (GO): DNA binding; transcription coactivator activity
Source: RefSeq, a predicted model, not a curated record
AUGCCCAGGCACCUCUCGCAAGAGUUUGUCGACUCGGACGACGACCGCAGCAGCAGCCCGCGCGUGGAACGGGGCGCUGGGGGGAAGGGAAAGAAGGCGAAGCGCGAAGUGUCGGACGCAGAGGAGUCGUCCGAGGACAAGCCGCUCUCGAAGAAGGCCAAGAACGGCAGUGACAAGACCAAGAAGGCGAUCCAGGCGCUUCCUUCGUCGAAGAAGGCCUCCUCGUCCUCCUCGAAGAAGCGCGCAAAGGACGACGACAGCGACGAGGACGACCCUCCCUCGCCCAGGACUGCCAAGCGCAAGGUCGGCGCUUCCGCCAAGUAUGGCGGCAAGGCCGCGGUCGAGGAGAACGACGAGGGCGACAAGUACAUCGACCUUGCGGCCCUUCGUCGCGUCACCGUCCGCAAGUUCAAGGGCAAGACGCUGAUCGACAUCCGCGAGUUCUACAACAGCGACAAGGGCGUCGCGCCGGGCAAGAAGGGCAUCUCUUUGAGCGUGGAGCAGUGGGACCGUCUCAAGAAAGCCGUCAGCACCGUUGACGACCUCAUCGACGAGCUCGCCUGA